Molecule: messenger RNA, 1260 nt
Organism: Meloidogyne enterolobii
Lineage: Eukaryota; Metazoa; Nematoda; Chromadorea; Rhabditida; Meloidogynidae
Source: the annotation of a GenBank genome assembly
AUGAUUUUAAGCAUUAAUAGUAAUGAAAAUAUGGCAGUUGAACAAAAUUUGGAAAAUUUGCAAGGAGAGAAGACGCCAUUCGAUUUAUUGUAUAGCACCGAAUCUGGCUUUUAUAAAGCUUACGAACUACAAGAGAUAAUCGGUCAAGGCAUAGCUUCCGUUGUACGCAAAUGUUUGGAGAAUGAGACUAAACAUCCUUAUGCUGUCAAAAUUGUUGAUGUAACUACAGAACGACAAUCUGAGAAGGAAGCAAAGUUGGCACUGGAAGAAGCACUUUCUGAAGUUAAACUGUUGAAAAAACUUUCUGGACAUCCUUCGAUAGUAAAACUUCACGACUUUUACCCAACACCAACUUUUUUAUUUAUAAUUUUUGAAUUUGCAAGUGAAGAAUUAUUUGAUAAAUUAAAUCGUGCAGUUAAAUUUGGUGAAAAGAAAACUCGUCAUAUAAUGCAACAAUUGUUCGAAGGUAUUUGCUUUAUUCACGAAAAAAUGAUUGUUCAUCGUGACUUAAAAUUAGAAAAUAUUUUGGUUAUUAACGGUGAUCGUGUGGUUAUUAGUGAUUUUGGAUUUGCAAAGCAAUUAAAAGAAGGGCAAUUAUUGAAAGAUCUUGUUGGCACGCCAGGCUAUUUGGCACCAGAAACUUUACGUUGUCAAAUGAAUGAGGAUGCUAAAGGUUAUUCAUUAGAAGUGGAUAAUUGGGCAUUAGGUGUAAUAAUGUAUACAAUGUUAUCUGGACAUGCCCCUUUCUAUCAUAGACAACAACUUAGAAUGAUGAGAAUGAUACAAGAAGGAAAAUACGAAUUUAAAAAGGAAUUAUGGGAACAUAUUUCUGAUGGAGCUAAGGAUCUCAUUCAACGCCUUUUAACUGUCCCAGUUUCAAAAAGAAUACUCAGCUCUGAAAGUUUAAAACAUCCAUGGAUGUUAUCUACAGCAGAUGGUGAAAAUCCUUCAAUUAGUAAAUGGGACCCAAGAAGAAUAUUUAGAAUUGCUCAACAUUCUAUUAGAUUUUUGGUCAGAAUGACGAAUUCUAAAUCAACAACAAAAUUGGGUGAAGGAGAGGAGACUCGUCCACGUCCAUAUAGAAGCAGAAGUGAGUUUGUCGGAAAUUUUUUUAAUUUUUAUAUUAAAAUUAUCGAGCCCAACAAAAAUUAAAAUUGAAUAUUUUUUACAACUAAAAAAUAUUCGGACCCGAAAAGGUUCGAACCCUCCACCCUCUAAAACUUAAAAAAUCACCACUUAACCAAGAAAUCAGAAUCUAGA